Molecule: messenger RNA, 789 nt
Organism: Ostrinia nubilalis (European corn borer)
Lineage: Eukaryota; Metazoa; Arthropoda; Insecta; Lepidoptera; Crambidae
Product: V-type proton ATPase subunit e 2-like
Exons: 4
Coding region: 100-363 (87 amino acids)
Biological process (GO): proton transmembrane transport
Cellular component (GO): proton-transporting V-type ATPase, V0 domain; plasma membrane proton-transporting V-type ATPase complex
Molecular function (GO): proton-transporting ATPase activity, rotational mechanism
Source: RefSeq, a predicted model, not a curated record
GCAGUGCUGCCAACAUUGCCAAAUAGUCCUCCAUCUUGGGGCAGGUGAUGUUUAUUGAGAUAUAAUAAAUUUGCAAAAUAUCGUAAAUUUAAUCUCAAAAUGGGUUAUUCUUUUGUUCCCAUCACAGUUUUCACUGUUCUGUGGGGUGUAGUUGGCAUUGUUUGCCCUUUCUUCGCCCCCAAGGGUCCUAACAGAGGGAUCAUCCAGGUGGUGUUAAUGCUAACAGCAGCUACGUGCUGGUUAUUCUGGCUGUGCGCGUACAUGGCGCAAAUGAACCCGCUCAUCGGGCCCAGACUCAACAACGAGACGCUAAUCUGGAUGUCGCAAACUUGGGGAAACGACUUCAACAAAACCCAAGGUUAAAUCGAAUGAAGAAACAGUCUUCAAUACCUUAAGUAAUUUAUUGCUUAUUUUCCUACCAAUUGUAUGUAAGAAUAACAAGAGAUCCGUAUCAAGAUAAAAAUUUACACACUAACCUUCCUUCUGGUCAAUAUACCUAUUCAAAGUUUCAAACUUGUAAUUUUAACUCAACUCAUCAAAAGCGUGAAUCUACGCUCAAGUUUUUAUCUUAAGUUUGAGUAAUAUAAUGUCACAAUCCUCUGGAAGUUAAUAAAAUAACGAAAAUAUAUUUAAAAUGUACAUUGGCAUUAACUUUGAUGUUUAAAAAAACUUUGUAAGCGGAUAUCAUUCCAUGUUGUUGCUGUAAUGAAAAGUGUAUGUAAAAAUGUAUUAAAUAAUAAUAAUUGUAGAUAAAUAUUUUAUUUCAAUAAAUUUAUGUGAGUUGACAAA